AUGAGUUUGACAGUUUUGAUACCCAGAAAAUAAUCCUGAAGCGCACGAUGAUGAGUAUGUGCAUGUGAGAAAUAUUUCAAGCCGUUUGAUCAGCGUUUUUUGUAUAAUUAAAGAAAUUAGCACAAUUUUUUCUACAUUCGAAUAUAUGAAAUGAUCUCAGUCCACCGAAUUGUGUUCCUCAGCUGUUUCUCUGCAUUUUUUGUUAACCGAGCCGCAUCUGGCGUGAUUGAACUCGAUGACAAGUUCCUGGAUACUCACAAGGAGGGUCAAUGGCUCGUGAUGAUGUACGCGCCUUGGUGCACUCACUGCCAACGAUUGGAGCCAGUCUGGGCUCAUGUCGCGCAGAAUCUCGAUGCAACUUCCAUCAAAGUAGGCCGACUUGACUGCGCGAGAUUCACUGGUGUUUCUCAACAUUUUGAAGUUCGAGGAUUUCCCACUAUUUUAUUUAUAAAAGGCGAAAAAACAAGCAUCUACACCGGUGACCGCACUCACGAGGAAAUAGUAAAAUUUGCGCUCCGCCUGAACAGUCCUCCAGUACAAGAAAUCACAAAAACCGAGAAUUUCGAUAAGAUAAAAAAUUUUCUAGAUUUAUACUUCUUAUACAUAGGAGAGAGAUCAGGUGAUCUCUGGGAUGUCUACCAGAGAACAGCAGAUGUCUUCCAGCCUUUCGCAUUUUUUUACCAAGCCCAUCCUGCAGUAGUGGAGAGCCACGCUCCAAUGGAAAAGGUUCCCUCGAUCCUUGUCUAUAAGGAGAAUAUACAUUACGGGUUCACAGGGGACGAUCAGAUUGACCCAGAAAAGCUCAACAAUACAUUGUACACUUGGGUGAACGCAGAACGUUUCCUUACGUUUCCACAAGUGACGCGAGGCAACAUAAACCAAUUAUUCCUGACAAAUAAGUACUUAGUGAUGGCAGUGAUCGAUGAAAAUGCUUCUGGAGCUGUAGCCCCAGAUAUGUUGAGGUUUCGUAACACUGUGGAGUCUGUAAUAGAAAAGAAACGAGAAAAAUAUCACGAUCACUUCCAGUUCGGUUGGAUCGUGAAUCCCGAGUUAGUGAACAGUAUUGCAUUGAUGGAGAUGCCGAGGCCCAGUUUAAUCGUGGUGAAUACCAGCACAUCCCAUUAUCACACACCAGAGAAUGAUCCUUGGACAUUAACACCUCAGGUCAUCGAAAUAUUUCUGGAGCAGAUCAGAAAUGACACUGCUCCGAAGUACGGGGGCAACAGCAUUCUUGUACAGGCCUACAGAUUGUGGUUCGAUAUAAGAACGACUCUCAUCGGGAUGUGGAAAGGAAAUCCUAUACUAACGGUUGUUCUCUUAGGCCUUCCCACUCUGUUUUUCUCGUUGAUUUGUUAUAUAAUCUGCUGUCCCAAUACUCUUGAGGGUGAUGAUGAAGAGGAGGAAGAUGAGUUCAGCAGUCAUCCUCAUUCGCAAUGAAGUCACAAAGGGGUGGAAUACGUUAACGACAAUGUUGACAUCAAGUUCGUACCUGAGAGAGAUUGAGAAGUCGAGCUGCAAGAUGAGACGUUAAACAUCUAUCCUUAAUAGUUUUACCAACAUAGUGGAGCUGAUGGAAGCAUUCAAAUAUUACGUCACGCGAUUUUUGGACAUUUUAGACCCCCUCUUCCCCCUCCGUCACAAGACCGGCACAAGCGUGAACCCACCCUUACAUAUUACGUCACAAAAUCAACGACUUCCCCCCCCCCUACUUUAUAUAGAAAACAAUUUUAUAUUUAUUUUUUUUAAGGUAAAAAAAAAGCACUUGAAUAAUCAGCUCUUUUUUCGAUACUUUCUGAAUAUGCCAACUUAUUAUCACAGCAUUCAAAUAAUAAUUUCUGUUUGUAAAUCGUUUGGAUACUUGAGAGAAAAAAAAAUCUUCAAAUAAUUAGUCUCAUGAGCAAGUCAAACGAAUUUUCGUUAAAAUGAGUGAAAGGUUAUUUGAAAACCCUGGUACAAGCAGAUGUUGUUGAUCAAUGAACGCUUCAUGGCUCCAUUCUUCAUCUUCGUCAUCUUCAAUAUUACAUGUGACUGCCAAAAGUUCCUUUUGACAGUUGACGGCAAUUCGCAUAGAACGCACAUUUGGAAUAACUGCCAUGACCCACAGUGUCGCUGCUGGCUCUUUCGAAUUGCAGAGUCAUGCAUAAUAAACCUCACAUUUUUAGCUUUGUUUCUAGAUUGAUGUCCGAAUUCCUUUUCGUGGAAGGGACGGAUAAAAAAUAGUACUAUUUCGUCACUAGGCCGAAAGAAACUUUUCUGGCGAAUAUGAGUUUACAACACGAGCCGAAGGGGAGGAUUGCAAUAAUAUGAGCUAGAAAAGUUUUUUUCGGCCGGGUAACGGGCAUUAUUUUUUGUCAUUUGUCCGUAGACCGCGAUUCAUGGACGCGCAGCGACCGUGAAACGCUGUCCUACGGACUAAAUGACAAAACGAUGCAUUCCUGAAGUUUGAAAUUGAAAAAAAAAACAAUAUGGCGUGACAUCACAAUCUAAGCAACGCCCCCUCCCCCUUCCGUCGCAGCCGUCACGAAAUGCAGACCCCCCUCACCCCCUAAUCGCGUGACGUAAUAUUUGAAUGCUCCCUGAUUUUGUCAUACAUUUUUGUAUACUUGGUCUGCACAAUUAUGAUUGACUCCAUUUGAGGUAGUUGUAAGUCAAUUAUGUGACGAUUUCUUUUUUUUGGCCUCCAUGCCAAUUCACUGUAAAAGCAUUACGACUACAUAAAAUCGUAAGAUCAAGCAGCGAGUAUAUACAUCUUUCCAUAAUCAAUCAAUUUAAAAAUUAUGAGGUGGAAUUCGAUUUUUUUCUGGUUUCUUACAUGAUUUUCAGAUUUUGAAAUGAAAUGAAUUUCUGCACACAUUGUUCACCAUUGCUCCUGAGGGUAACGAAUUUUUGGAAGGAUCCAUUGUGCGUCGCUCUAAACUAUUUCUCGUCCGGCGUGACAUUUUUUCGCUGAAUCCAUGGCUCUCAAUAUAAAAUGUCUGAAUGUUUUUGCUAUAAGACAUUGAAAGAAUACGUUUUUGUGAACUUCGAGAUAUUGUGUUCAUUAUUUUUUAGUGUAUAUUUUGUAGAAAAUGAAAGGCUCUUUUAAAUAAACAAAAUGGAGGAGCGUCCAGGGCGUAUAAUGGUAGGGUUUCAUCUCCGAUUUGAACUAUCUAUUGGUUUUCUUGAAUUUUCUUGCAGAAAGUGUUUUGUAUCGUUGUUAUUCAAUAUUAAGUAGGUUCUGAUCCUUUGCAACGUUCUCAAAACUCAAUUAGAACAAUAAUUUUAUGACAAACUUAUUUGGAUGUGUUGAAAGUUUUUUAAUGUUUGUUUCUU
Messenger RNA from Diachasma alloeum, 3312 nucleotides. Its product is annotated as protein disulfide-isomerase TMX3. Bases 151 to 1437 code for a protein of 428 amino acids. Gene Ontology annotation, cellular component: endoplasmic reticulum. Lineage: Eukaryota; Metazoa; Arthropoda; Insecta; Hymenoptera; Braconidae. Gene Ontology annotation, biological process: peptidyl-cysteine oxidation. The transcript is spliced from 4 exons. Gene Ontology annotation, molecular function: protein disulfide isomerase activity. The record is from RefSeq and is a predicted model, not a curated record.